Messenger RNA from Thermothielavioides terrestris NRRL 8126, 957 nucleotides. RefSeq lists its product as uncharacterized. The coding region runs from base 1 to 957 and encodes 318 amino acids. The record is from RefSeq and is a predicted model, not a curated record. NCBI's taxonomy places the organism in Eukaryota, Fungi, Ascomycota, Sordariomycetes, Sordariales, Chaetomiaceae. The transcript has 3 exons.
AUGGAGGACAGCGAUGCCGAGCGGCUGGGAACACCUCCACCUCCCUAUGACAGCCUCCGGAGCGCCGGCCAACAUCUGCGCCCUGUGACAAGAAGUCUUCUGGACAACAACUACUUCGACUAUCGCGAAAUCGAAGAGUACCUCGCCAAUCCCUGGUCACCUCCAUCGGCGCCUGGCAAGCAGAUUGUGAUAAUGAACAAGUCCGAGCCGAAGUGGUUGCACUGUCACCACGUGGUAUUUCCGGUGUACUGGCAGUGCCCAGCCUGCUCCGCUCAUAACAAGUGGGACGUGAGGGCCAUGCUGGGCCCUGACCAGAACUACGGUCCUUCUUGCUCCUGCCAUCGUUGCGGUGCCUUGGCUCACCGUGACACGGCGCUGCUCAACGCUCAGAAAGAUGAGAUCACAAAACUCUCUGGCCAUAAUCUUAUGAGCACCCGACUCGACGCAUCAUACAUGCGGUGCUGCGCGUGCCACGGCGUGCGCUUCCUCGAAGGGCCAGACCGGGGGAACGGUUGUGCUCACUGCGCCGAUCCCCAGCGGAGCAGAUGUCCAGACUGCGUCCUAUGCAACAGGUUUCUGGAACCGCUCCAGUACUGCAACUGCGACCCGGUCAAACACGGUGUCCUGGACCUGUGCCGUCGGGCACUGGGGAAUGAUCAACGGGUGAAUGAGGCCCGCUGGCCGAGCAAUUUCGUCGUUGACGACAGCGAUGGCGACCCGCGCCUCAACGACAUCGGGGACAGCCUGAACGUGAAGUACGACAAGAGAUUCAACCUGACCGAGCCCCGAUGGUUCGGGCGGAUUCGCUUCCGCCGCCCAGGCCCGGAGACCAACAUCAAGUACAGGCUUUCGUGGUCCUGGAGGCCGGUUCUUCAGGAUGAGAGGUUAGACUUGGAGGUCUGGUGGAACCUGGAAUCGGGCCCGGGCUCGAAUACACAUUUGCGGACGAGUCGGUGA